GCACACCAGUGCGAGCUUUUUGGCGGCCAUCGUGAACCCUCAAAAACCCUCACAACGACUUACAUAAAGGCUUACCAGCGAGGGAAAAUCGCACCGAUUUGGAGCGUUGGAGAGCUCACGAAAACCGGGUUUUGGCAGGCGGGAAUAUUAUUACAAUCAAAUGUCAUUCUUGCUGUCCGUUUGGCAGCCGUUCUAUAACAUUGUUUACAAACAAAUCCUUUUUUUUACGUGCAAAAUUUUAGUUCAAAAACUUUACUUUCCUUUAAAAAUGUUGAAAAUCCUCAUCGUACGAGGCUUUAGCACGGUAGUAAAACGACCCAAAGUGAAGCUUUCGAAGGCAGACGUUAUCAAAAGGUUAAAUUACGAAAAUAAGGCGUUGUUCGGUGCGGUGAUAAAGCCGACUGCAAAGAGGAAAACCAAAACCAAAUCCACCGAGCAAGUCACGCUGCCCAAAACAACCGCUCACCCAGUAGUGGAAAGCGAAUACACUUCGGAGAUUUUCUGGCAAAGCCGUAAUUUUUCGCGUGUUAAAAUGCCUAACGGAGAUGACGGGGAAAAUGAGUCUUACCCAACCGGAUUGGUGAUUCCGUUCACCGAAAAGGAAUUGCAAGCGAUCACCAAAUUUCCGCUCGUCCCGAGUGACCGAGGCAUUGUGGAAAGCCAAUGGAAACUUCACGAACAGCACGAGAGCGAUCAGUACAAAUCGCCGUCGGUGAAUCGAAUACUUUCCGCCACGAUGCCGGAAGCAUCGAGACAGGCUUUGAUACGGUGGAAAACGUCCAAAAUCGCUGAGCUCGGCGAGGAAGGGUUUCAACUGCUGCAGAAGGAAAUUUUUGCCCGCGGAAGUACACUGCACGCUACGCUGGAGACGUGGCUGUCGGGAUGCGACCCGUCGGAGGAAGCGAUAAAAAAAACGGGCAUUCUGUGGCGGAGUGUAUCUGGAGCAUUGAAGGACGUUGAGCGACCGGCGAAGUUGAUCGAACAGAAACUGUAUCACCCUUAUCUGCACUACAACGGUGUGGUGGAUUGCAUUACCUCUAUAAAGGGCCACUAUCAUGUCAUCGAAUGGAAAACGUCGGACAAUCCGAAGACCAGCUUGGGGGCCACCUACGAUGCACCGGUACAGUUGUGUGCGUAUCUCGGGGCACUGCAGGCAAACGGCGAGCUGUGUGAUUCGCGCAUUCAAAAGGGAGCAAUAUUCGUGGCGUACACCAGUGGGAAGCCCGCCAAUGUGCAUAUUCUUGAGCCUAGCGAAAUGCGACGUUAUUGGCUUCAGUGGUUGCAUCGCGUGCAGGAGUAUUGGACUCGUUACAGAGAUGGUACACUACCCGAGCCAAUUUAGAGGGAAAAAAAUCGUGUGAUUAGAUAUAACUAUAAGAAAUAAAGUUCAGUCGCAAACGUAUGCAAAUGUAGUAGGCUAUGACUACCUAACAGUGGGAUUUUGCCUCAGCAGAAUUUCACUUCCUAGGCAUAGUAGCCUGUUGAUGACAGCGCCGCAUAAUUAGGUCAUCACGGCCUGGGAACUGACCGACCGGACGAAAACAAUUGUAAGCAAAUCUAAUGUAAACAAUAUCGACCAAAUAAAAACUGCUGAUCGCGAUCGAUCAGCAGAAAAUUAGUAUAUAAGUUAGGAAUAAGCAUGAAUAAAUGGACUUUCAAGCACAAGAACUCAAAGACUAAGUUGUUUGUCUGUUCCAAGCCAAGUCGGACGGUAAAAUCCUCCUGUCUUGGCGCUUCCCAACGAGUUCAGACUCGGUGC
This is a messenger RNA of Anopheles merus, 1759 nucleotides long. Its product is annotated as mitochondrial genome maintenance exonuclease 1-like. The coding region runs from base 161 to 1342 and encodes 393 amino acids. Gene Ontology annotation, biological process: mitochondrial DNA replication. Gene Ontology annotation, molecular function: single-stranded DNA exodeoxyribonuclease activity. Lineage: Eukaryota; Metazoa; Arthropoda; Insecta; Diptera; Culicidae. The transcript is spliced from 2 exons. The record is from RefSeq and is a predicted model, not a curated record. Gene Ontology annotation, cellular component: mitochondrion.